AUGGCGCAGCGAUACAGUGAGUUCGUUCCUUCGACGUUCGCUCCACCCACGGCUCUGCUAGAGGCUCCAGAAGAUCUUGGGGGGCAAUCUCCAUCCCGGCCUUCGGCACCGCGCGACGACUUGCUGCAACAAUGGAUAUCUCCGGGAGCGACAUUGUAUGUGAAUCCUAUCUGUUCACAGAUGGACCAGAUGCUUCUGAAGUGCGAGGAGAUCGAAUCUGUGCUGGCCCUUUUGGUGACGCAUCGUGGCGUUUUCUUCGUCCACAACCUGGUCACCGCGAUCCAGGUGCUUGCUUCGUUGGCUGAGGACACCAAGGACCCCAUGGAAGUGAACCGUCUUCUACGAGAUCCGAGAUACGACGUCCUGUUGCGCGACCUUUUUCACUUCGUGCCGAAGCUCGACUUCCUGGCAAUGACGAAUGUGGCCUGCAGUCUUCAACAGUUGGACCACAAGUGUGUUGCAGUCCUGUCCCAUUCGCCAGUGCAGCUUCAUGCUAUUGCAGGCACAGGCGCACUCUGCCUGCUGAAGUCCAGGGCAGCACUAAGGGGUCGAAGGACGCUGCAAAGGGACUGCCUUGGUAAACAGCCCCUGGCAAUCGUGGCUGCAGAUACAGCAGAGUCAGAGGCUGGUCGUGGACGGCGGCUCCUGGCGGCUGAAGACCUGCCAAGUGGUACAGAGAUCCUGGCGGAGGAUCCUGUCAUCCAAGUGUCAGGAGAAAUGGGGAUGGAUGCAGUGGCUCGGGAGCUGCUAGAUCUGGAUCCAGUCAUGCAGGAAAGCUUGCUGGAGCUUUGCCAAUCCUCCCCGCUUCCUGCAGAUGAGCUGGCCAGCAUCGAAGACAUUUCUGGCGAUGACGAUCGGCUGCUGGCAUUGUUGCGAGUUUUCCUGAUAAACAGCCUCUUAGUUGUGUUGAAGGUGUCGAAAACUGGGCAUCUGCGUCUUGUCACGCUGAGACCUGUGGAGUGCAAGGAUGAGAUCCUGGUCUCCUACCUGCCAGAAGGAGCCCUUCUAAGGCCACAAAGUGUGCGGCGGCGCCUCCUGGAAAGAUGGGGCUUUGACUGUGGCUGCGGCCGCUGUCAGACGCCAGAUGAUGUUCGAAUCCUUGUCUCCACUGGACAAGCGCGGGUCGGGUGGAGGACCUCAUGGGCUCAAACGGCUCCAGUGGUGGCGGUUCAUAUCCGCAGCCGCGAGCCCGGCGAGGACAACGACGACUGGCCGACGGACGAGACGCCUCCGCAGGACUUGCUGGCCAGCUUGACAAAGUGUAUCGAGCAGGCGGUGCAGCUGGAGUUCGGGGACGUGAAGGGCUGGGAUGUGUACUUGGCCGCGACAACGCAGAAGGCCCACAAAGUGGCAGCUGACCAUUUGAAGAGCUCUCCCAACCUGAGAAGGAUCCUCUCUCUCCCAAAGAUCGAGCAUAACCGCCGAACGGGCGCGGGCUCGGUGGAUGCCAUGGCGGAGGCGUUGCUCAUAUCUCGUGCUGACAUCUUCAUCAGAUUCGUGGCCACGUUGGCACCACGGGAUUCAGCGAUUGGCCCAGACUUGUCCGGAGAUACCUGGGAGAUGGGGCCAUAG
Molecule: messenger RNA, 1572 nt
Organism: Symbiodinium natans
Lineage: Eukaryota; Dinophyceae; Suessiales; Symbiodiniaceae
Source: the annotation of a GenBank genome assembly